Pleurotus ostreatus (oyster mushroom) is the source of this 627-nucleotide messenger RNA. RefSeq lists its product as uncharacterized. Gene Ontology annotation, cellular component: ribosome. The record is from RefSeq and is a predicted model, not a curated record. NCBI's taxonomy places the organism in Eukaryota, Fungi, Basidiomycota, Agaricomycetes, Agaricales, Pleurotaceae. Gene Ontology annotation, molecular function: structural constituent of ribosome; rRNA binding; mRNA binding. Gene Ontology annotation, biological process: translation; ribosomal small subunit assembly. Bases 1 to 627 code for a protein of 208 amino acids. The transcript is spliced from 2 exons.
AUGUUAGCUUCGGUACGGGCAGCGACACGGGCAGCACCACGAUGUAUUCGCACCAUUUCCACAGGUUCUGCGGGGGAUACGAAGACCUUUCAAGACGCGUACAUGGCCUUCGGUGCCAGUCUGCCCAACGCAGUCGCGAAAACUAGCCCCGUUCCCCAACCAACUCUGAUGACCUCCGGUGGUCCAUCUAUCAUGGAUAUCCCCCCCGCGGAGGACCCCCUGCUGAACUACUUCACGUCGAGUAUCAUGCAGGAUGGCAAGCGCGCUCGGGCUGCUCGUAUCACAUCGCGCAUGCUCCUCCACAUCCACGCCGCUACCGGUGCUGACCCAGUUCCGACUCUCCGCGAGGCCGUGCGCUUGGCCUCGCCCGCAGUGAAGUCUCUAAUCCACCGUGUCGCAUCGAAGAACGUCGCUAAACCCGUGGCUUUGGGCGAGAAGCAGAGGGUGCGGUACGCGGUGCAGUGGAUUCUGAAGGCGAGCGAGAAGAAGGCCGGAAGGACGAUAGAGGAGCGGCUGGCGAAAGAAAUCAUUGGCAUUACUAAGGGAAGUAGCGAGGUCCUUAAGACGAAGGAGGAGGUUCAUAGGUUCGCAAUGGUCAACCGCGGUAAUGCACGGUCUCGUGUGUGA